Macroventuria anomochaeta is the source of this 1710-nucleotide messenger RNA. RefSeq names its product DnaJ-domain-containing protein. The record is from RefSeq and is a predicted model, not a curated record. Lineage: Eukaryota; Fungi; Ascomycota; Dothideomycetes; Pleosporales; Didymellaceae. The coding region runs from base 197 to 1276 and encodes 359 amino acids. The transcript has a single exon.
UAGAAGCUCGAGCAAACCAUGAUUCUACCCUCGUUAUUUGCCGCAAAGUCACUGAGUGUUGUGCCUUUACCUACCUUCACCUACACGACAGACAACCGCGACUGAGUUUAACACUAGCACCACGAUAAUCACACAAUCGCUCACUCACAGUCCCAACAACUGUAUCCAUCACAGUUAACAUUCAUCCAAACCUAACAUGCUCAAUCAUUACCAGACUCUCAACGUGAGCGCAUCGGCAGACCUUGCGGCGAUCAAGAAAGCGUACCACAAGAUCUCGUUGCUGCACCACCCAGACAAGACCGUCCAUCUAGCAGCGGCCGAGCGCGCUCAACGUGAGCACUUAUUCAAGCUUGCCAAUGUCGCCUUCGAAGUGCUUUCCGACCUACAUAAGCGCAAGAUAUACGACCAGAACCUCCACGCAGGGCAAAAUCGACCUAAAGCACAGGGCAGCAAUACUACCGCACGCCCGACCACAGCACGCGCACCGAAUAGUCAAGCUCCCCCUCCGCCGCCGCCUCCGCGUACGUCCAGAGCGAAGCCUGGAGGUACUCAGGGUUUCCAGGGUCCCCAGGACCUCCAGCGUGCGCCGCUCAGCACUCACCGAUUCUCUGCCACUACGCUUGGAACGGCACCCGACUUCAACUGGUGUCACUGCGAGGUCAACGAACGAAGCGAGCUCACAAUACUGACGUACAGCAACUGGCUAGGCUGGAGGUUUUCAGUAAAUAUCGCGCGUCACCUCAAGGUAGUAGCCAAGCCAACCAUACCAGAGAAGCCAGUCUCAGAGCGCAUCUUUGUUCGCCUACCUCUACAACGAAAGCCGAAGCAAGUCACCGAUGCGCCUACUGACGUGGUCAUGAACCUAAGAAGCACACCCAACUCCAGACACACAAUUUUGUGCUUGACGCUUAUCGAGACGCUGGGGGCAGGGUUAGAGUUCCUUGUGGAGAUUAUCAUCGCAUCUGAAGCGGCACAGAUUGAUGUUCAGGAGCCAGUUGCGUGGCAGUGGGCUUACAAUAUCGACCACGAGCCUUUAUCUCCUGGUUUCAGGGUCAAGGUCACUAACCUCAUAUUCUAUCCGUUCAAGCCUUACCCAGCCGUCUUGCCGAGCGGGGGCAUGCCCACGACUCCCUACCCUGUUGGAUCGCCUAUGCGCGGCCUUGUGGGUCAAUUCCCUGGCAUCCUGAUCGAGGAGCUUGCGCCAAACGCUUACUGCAAGAAAGAAGAACAGCAGGGCAAAACGUUCUGGCACCUGACAGCCGUCGGUUCUAUGUAGCGGAUACCUCCUGGAGCUCAUUUGAUCAAACAAAUCUCUCUUCGACAUCCACAUUUGUACUCUUAUACAUUCAUGAGAAUCUCCCAAGCCCGCACAGUACUGUUUAUCUUCUCCAGAGGCUGUGAUGUUCCGAUACCGGGAACAACGUGCCGCAAGUAAAGGUGAAAGACCCAGAGCCGCUGGCCAGGGACGGCAAAUAAUUGCGGUCGCUUGCAGAACACGACCACGCACAAUUUCUACUUUGCUUUCGCUCUCACUUCCUCCUUCUAACCUGUUUAUUGCUCUGCAUUCAGCUACCCAUUUCAUCGGUACGUCCUUCACUGUCAUUGUUAUUCCCUGCUUGACGCCUCUGGCAACCACCGCCAUGACCAUGGCUCCCACCGUACACGUCAUCUAUCCCGACUACAAUACUGUUAUUAUUCUGAGGAAUGCGU